Colletotrichum scovillei is the source of this 2803-nucleotide messenger RNA. RefSeq names its product bZIP transcription factor. The coding region runs from base 623 to 2245 and encodes 540 amino acids. The record is from RefSeq and is a predicted model, not a curated record. The transcript is spliced from 3 exons. Gene Ontology annotation, biological process: regulation of transcription by RNA polymerase II. Gene Ontology annotation, molecular function: RNA polymerase II cis-regulatory region sequence-specific DNA binding; DNA-binding transcription factor activity, RNA polymerase II-specific. NCBI's taxonomy places the organism in Eukaryota, Fungi, Ascomycota, Sordariomycetes, Glomerellales, Glomerellaceae.
CCCAUUUUCUUUUCUUUCGUGCGCCCUCGCCCUUUUUUUUUAAAAUCAACCACCGCGCAACGUCAUACUUGACCUGUGACGUCUGCCGUUUUUCUCCCCCGACAUCUCACUCUCACAACGAUACUCGUUCUGCACCCCCAUUAGCACGUCCCCGGGUACGCAUCCAGACAGAGGCCACAACUACGCAAUACCUCUUAUUUUUCCUGCUGGCGGCCGUAGAGAGUGAGAGACAACUUUUUUUUCUCACCACCGUCGUCGAUCGUCGAAAGCCAUUCCAUUCUCGUGCCGCUUCCAUUACAGAGGAGCGCUGCAAUAGCGUAGCUGCUGCCUCUGACGGCUAACCUUUUGCUGCCGUCGCCAUCGCUGCUUUGCCCGUCCCUCCUAUACUGCGCAGCGGAUUGGUUUCCCCCCCGAUCUCUCAUCGCUUCCAACCCAGAUCUAUCUUUCUAAGCUUAUUCUUCUGCGUGUCCAACUCCUCCUCUGACCUCAUCUGGCUUUUUCAACACUACCAUACCUACAUCAUCAUCCCUACCCUGCUACCGUCACCUUUUGCCUUUGGCGUCCACCCCACAAACGUCAACAACGCUUCUUUCCCCAAAUAUAAUACAUCAUCGUCGUCAUCAUGGGGACCUCACCGAACGACGCCUCGACCGGAGGUGAUACGAAGUCACCCAAACAGUCCAACAAUGCCACUCCCCCACGUCAAAACACCAUUCCGGAAGUGAAGCAACCCGACCCGAGUCUGAAGCCCGAUGCUGACGGCGCGAAACCUCUUGGUCCUCCCCCUCGACCUGGACAGACGACUGGAAAUACUCCCGAUUACUUCGGCGCCGGAGCCGCCUCUCUCAGUCUGGAGCCCAAUCCUUUUGAGCAGUCUUUCGGCGGAGGCGCGCCAGAGACACCAGGUGGUACGAAAUUGCCAUCCGUUGCUGCUCUGACCUCGCCAUCUUCGUUGCUCCCUGGUAGCGGCGCAACUCCAUUCAACUGGGGAGGAGGUUCUCUGCGAACCGGUCCUUUGAGCCCGGCCAUGUUGUCAGGUCCUACCAGCGAUUACUUCAGCGAUACGCAUCACCUUCGUGGCGGAUUCCCGACCCCGAACGAAUCUUCGUUGAGAACUGGCUUGACUCCCGGUGGCAGUGGUUCCAUGUUCCCUGCCCCCAGCCCUAACUCUCAGCAACUAUUUGCCCAGUUGGCCAGUGGUGGUGCCACGCCUAGCACCAUCGAUUUCCAUCGCACUGCGUUAAGUGCCGCUGCGAAGCGUGACACGCAGGCUCAGAAUCAGAACCAGAACCAAAACCAAAGUCAGCCCCAAAACCAGACACAGAACCAUAAUCAGCAACAGACAGCUGUGACAUCGCAGCCGCAGGAGAUGCCAAACGGUGCAACUACUGUCAAGACUGAAGCAAAGCAGUUCGAUCCGCACGAUAACGACGCAGCGAACGGUCUGUUUAUGCUUGCUCAAGGUGCGCAGGGAAGAAACGGUGCUCCAAACGGCGGAUUCGCGGCAGCACAAGCACAAUCCCAGGCUCACCCGCCUCCACCACCUGCUCAAGGCGUCAACACGUCACCUCAAAUGAGUGCCAACGGUGCUGGAUCUGUCGGUGCCGGGUCGUCAGUCCGUGGUGUUAGCGAAGGCGGAAGUGCGAUGUCGGAUGAAAGCGAGCAAGCCCGUCCCGCAGCCAGGGGCAAGGGCAAGCGCAACUCGACUGGCGGCGCGUCGACAAAUGGCCGAAGAAAGGCUGAAGAGCCGCCGGCGAAGGCCCCUCCCGCCAAGAAGUCAAAGCCGAACAACAAUGCCCCCCCUCCUGAUAUGAUGGGCGAUGAUAGUCAAUCGGAUGAUGACGACAUGAAACAUGAGAAUGGUGAAGGCGGAAAGUCGAAGAUGACUGACGAGGAGAAGCGCAAGAACUUUUUGGAACGUAACAGAGUUGCCGCCCUCAAGUGUCGCCAGCGCAAGAAACAGUGGCUGGCUAAUCUCCAGUCAAAAGUUGAACUGUUCAGCAGUGAGAACGAUGCUCUCACAGCUCAGAUCACGCAGUUGCGUGAGGAGGUUGUUAACUUGAAGACAUUACUCCUGGCCCACAAAGACUGCCCUGUUACGCAACAGCAAGGCCUUCACGGUGCCUUCAUGCAACAGGCCAUGGAGCCAUUCAAUCCCCAGAUGAAUCCGUAUGGCAUGGCCGCUCCUAUUCCCAACCAGCAAGUCCUGGCGGCGGGUCAGGGUGUGCAACGCCGCUUUUCAUAGGAUGACAAAGCCUUGUACAACAAUCAUUUCGAAUAUGAGGAGUUGGAGGAUUUGAUCCAUCAAUAACAACCCGUUGAGGUUGCUCUUCUCGGAUAGUCUACGGCGACACCGAGAUUACGACUUUCAUGCUGUUCCAUUCUCUGGCCCAGUCAUAUCUUACGGCUCAACUGUAUCAUCAUUAUAUACGACAUUUUGGCGCCAAUAUCUUCACUUCGCUUCGUUUCUACGAGGGGUUUGCAAGCAACCAGGGGUAAGCUGCCCAGUAACAGAGGCAGUCCACCUUGGGCAGGCGGAGGUGGGGAGUUUGGCAGGCGUCAUUGGCUUGCUGCAAUUGUAUCAGUCCAUCAUUGGAAGGGCUAGAUACUGGGCAUAUACAUCAAAAGGAGUUCAAGGGUCGGCAAGUCAUUUGAAAGGGUGUAGGCGUCGAGGGGUGGUCGAUGGGAAUAAGCCAUCGUCUGCUAGCUGAUUGAUUUGAUUGGAUUUAUAGUAGCAAUGGUAACAAGAGCUGCAUGAACGGCAACGCCUCGUGGUCAUUUAAUUUAUGAGAUUUCACCUCCA